This is a messenger RNA of Medioppia subpectinata, 1482 nucleotides long. NCBI's taxonomy places the organism in Eukaryota, Metazoa, Arthropoda, Arachnida, Sarcoptiformes, Oppiidae. The record is from the annotation of a GenBank genome assembly.
AUGAGUAAAACAAAGUCUGGAAACGAUGUAGUAAUCAGUGGUAUCGCCGGUCGGUUCCCGCUGUCUAACAACACCGACGAAUUGGCCAGAAAUCUGUACGACGGCCGAGAUAUGAUCACCGGGGAUGACAGUCGAUGGCCAAAGGGCACGUAUGAUUUGAAUCCACGAUAUGGAAAAAUCCAUGACUUCAAUCUGUUUGACUCGACUUUCUUUGGACUCCCGGAGCAGAUGUCGGAAGGGGUUGACCCACAGGCCCGGAUGCUUCUCGAGGUUACCUACGAGGCCAUUGUCGAUGCCGGUAUAGGUCCGCAGUCACUACGUGGUAGUAAGACUGGUGUAUACGUUGGUGUCUCCAUAUACCCCAUGGCUGAUGGCUAUCCCCACGAAAUUCAGCCAGAUUUGAGGCAAAAUUUGCAACUAGAUCUGUUUCAGCAUCUCUCCAAUUUGAAAUCUCUUUACGCCAGUCGUAUAUCAUUUGUGUUUGAUUUCAAGGGACCGUCACUGAUGGUGGACACCGCUUGUUCGGCCAGUCUAUCGGCCACUACACUGGCUAUGAACGACAUGAGACUCGGAAACAUCGAUACGGCGAUCGUUUGCGGCACUCAUAUGCUGUUCGAGCCAUUCAUAUUGCAGUAUUCCCAGGAGUCGGGUCUGUGUUCGCCCAGUGGUGUGUCCGCAGUCCUCGACCAGAACGCCGACGGCUUCAUCAAAGGCGAGGCCGUGUGCUGUGCUUUCCUUCAGCGCCGGCGCGACGCCCGACGUGUGUACGCCUGUGUGGUCAACGCCAAGAUGAACAUCGAUGGCAAUAAAACGACCGGAAUAUUCUUCCCAUCGGCCGACGCACAGGAAGAGCUCAUGAUUGACACUUACAACGAGGUCAAUAUCAAUCCGCUUGACCUCACCUAUUUCGAAGCUCACUGCACUGGCACCAAAGUGGGCGAUCCGCAAGAAAUAAAGGCCAUAUAUAAUGCUUACGUUAAAGCUCCGGGACGUACACAACCCCUGCCGUUGGGUGCGUUGAAGAGUAACAUGGGCCACUCGGAGGCCGGUUCAGGGGUGGCCGCAGUGAUUAAAGUGUGUAUUGUAUACGAAAAUGAGUGCAUUCCUCCCAACCUUAAUAUGAAACAAUUGAAGGAUGAAUGCCUUCCUUAUUGCCCGCCUAUAAAGCCUAUUGUGGAAUUGAUGCCUUAUAAACCAGGGUUGGCCGCAGUGAGCAAUUUUGGUAUAGGGGGUGCGAACGCACACGUAUUGCUCGAACCGAACCAUAAGUUGGGAACCAGUGAUGGACUCAGAAUUGCGGAAACGAUUCCCAGAAUUGUUAACAUUUGCGGCCGAACUGAAGAUUCGGUCAAAUAUGUAAUGGAUUUCAUACAAAACAAUCCAAAGAGAGUGACGAAUGACUUUUUGGCACUUUUGGCACAGACUAUGAAAUACACGCCUAAUGUUAACUCAUCGGGAAUGCCGUUCAGAGGUAGGAAUUAA